UAAAUCCCUCCCUUGUUUUUGGGACACUUCCUGACUUCUGCCCAAGGAAAGGGCCAAGGGCGGGCGAGGACAGGGACUUUGCCUGCUGCGAGGAGGAGAGCUUGGAGCCAUAGGAAUCUUUGACCAUGUGGCUGUACUUAGCAGCCUUUCUGGGCCUCUACCUGCUACUCCGAUGGUACCGUGAGAAACAGAUCUUGAGCCACCUGACAGAAAAGUAUGUCUUCAUAACUGGCUGUGAUUCCGGCUUUGGCAAUUUACUGGCCAGGCAAUUAGAUGCACGUGGCUUUCGAGUCCUUGCAGGUUGCCUCACACAGCAGGGUGCAGAGAAACUGAAAGAGGCGACAUCAGAACGUCUACAGACCACCCUCUUGGAUGUCACCAGCACUGAAAGUGUGAUCAAAGCAAUGGAAUGGGCAAAGGGCCUCGUGGGAGACAAAGGGCUCUGGGGAUUAGUGAACAAUGCAGGCAUUUCAGUCCCGACUGCUCCCAAUGAAUGGCUGACCAAGGAGGAUUUCCAGAAGAUUUUAGACAUCAACCUUCUUGGCGUGUUUGAUGUGACCAAACACAUGUUGCCUUUGCUAAGAAAAGCCAAGGGGAGAAUCGUCAAUGUUGCCAGUGUAAUGGGCCGGGUAUCCUUCUUUGGCGGUGGCUAUUGUCCUUCAAAAUAUGGGGUGGAGGCUUUUUCCGACAGUCUCAGGAUGGAGAUCUCCAAGUUUGGAGUAAAGGUCUGUAUAAUUGAGCCAGGCUACUUCCAAACUGCCAUCACAAAUGAGAAAAUAUUGUUGGACAACUUCACUCGCUACUGGGAGAGGCUCCCAAAUGAGAUCAAGCAAGCAUAUGGGGAAGCAUACUUUCAAGCAAUGCUGAAAGGAACUGCCGAGAUGCAAGCCCAUUGCAAUCGUGACCUCUCUCUGGUUACCAAUUGCAUGGAACAUGCCCUGACAGCUGUGCACCCUCGUAAGCGCUACUCGGCUGGCUGGGAUGCCAAGCUCUUUUAUAUACCUAUGAGCUAUAUGCCAACACGAAUUAUGGAUCUGGUAUUUGGCUGGUCUUAUCCCAAAUAGGCCAGGACAGUUAGGCAGUGAUACCAUUGGAUGGGAAGAGUUGAGUUCAUAGUGAUGCUGUGGGCUAGAAAUGUUGCCAUAACACAGGAUUUCUUUUUUAAAAAUGGGUUUUUACAAACUUGUAAUUUUUACAUGAGUCUUUGACAGAUGCCUUGUUUCUCUUGCUACAUGAGGGCUUCUUUUUAAAUGAUAACUUCAAGCCAGGAUUUAGCUCCUUUCCUGCUUCAUUUCAGCAAAAGUCAUAUUCGACCAAUAUUGUGCUUGCCCUCCCAUGGAUUUGAGCCUUCAUGGAUUUUGGUAUCCACAGAAAGUCCUGGACCAAAGCAUCUGUGGAUACCAACAUCCCACUGUAUUUACAAUGAUGCUUCUUUCUCCAUGCUGGCUUAAGCCAUUGUUGGUGCUCAGGGUCAGGGUAGAUACUCCAGAUGGCAAAUGUUUUUAUCUCCACCACCUUUCUAUAAUAGGUCCCCAAUCCACCAGGAAAGCCUUCUUCUAAAAAAUAACUGAAAAGAACAGGAAAGGUGCUUGUUAUGCUUUUACAUAGCUCUUCUUCAAUCCAGUGUCCGUGUCUCGUUCUGGUGCCAGCUUCAUGUUAUUUGGUGUAGUGGUUGUUUCUUUAAGGUUGAAUAAUUAUAUUCCAUUUAAACUGUGGUCACAAUUUGGUUUCCCAUUUAGAUAUCAUAUAGUGUGUGUGCGUGCGUGCGUGCGUGCGUGCACACGCACACGCACACACUCACAUGUUGAGUCUCCCUUAUCCAGUAUUCUGAAAUUUGAAAUAUCCCAAAAACCAGAACAUUUUUCAGGAGUGGCUGAGAUUGUGACAUCUUUGCUUUCUAAUGGUUCAAUAUAUACAAACUUAGGUGUGGUACACACCACCAGGAAGCGGUGUCCUGGUGGCAAUUGUAGGAUUUGGGAGCGCGCACCAACUGCACACCCCUGAGCCCUAUGACAUGUGGGCAGCGCCAUUAUUGAGUGGCACCACCCACACGGGGGGGGGGCGCCCACACAUCUCUUAGAGGAAGCAGCGUCAUAGGGCUCUGUUGCUCUAGGUGGCUUCUUUUUUGUUGCAGAGUGUUGCCCUGCAGUUUCAUUGCAGCGGCAAUGCUGCACAACAAAGAGGGGUGGUGUUUCACGGCCAGUGUGUACUGGGCCUUAGUUUCAUGCAUAACACUUUACAUAAAGUAUAUACAAAAUAUACAUGGAUUUCAUGUUUAGACUUGUGUCUCAUCUCCAAGGCGUCACAUUCUUUAUGUAUGUGCAAAUAUAGAUAUUUGGCAAUCCAAACCCCACCCCCCAUGUAAAUCUGAAAUCCCAAACAUAUCUGGUUCCCAGCAUGUUGCAUAAGGGAGAUUCACCUUGUAUGUAUGUUUGAAAAAAUUAUAGUAACAAGUAGGUGCAUACAUGACCUUUUUUUGCUUUUUAUUUUUUAUAAUCAAGAUAAUAGUUGUAGUCUUGUGUAAUGGCAUAGAAGGAAGGAGAUCUGUUGAUACCAGAGAAAUGUCAGUCUAUAGGUUCUUUCCUUACUGUGAUUUUAUGGUUCACAUACUGUACCCUGUAGAUUUUGUACUGGACAUGCUGCAGGUGUUUUCAAAAUGAGAUCUAUCUGUGCCUUUUAAAAAUGUAUACCUCACCCUUCUCUGUGUAGCGGUUUGGAUAAUAACAUCCUUUGGCUGAUACACCUCUCAGGAGGAACAUGUAUUCUACCUGAGAAGGUUGAAAUGCCCUGGGCCAGAGAGGCUUAUAAUAGCUUCCACCUUCCCAUGUGAAAGGAUGAUGAGUUUGACCUUGGACUACAAAGCCCUAGUGCCAAUAAUUAAGCGACUGCCACCCUGCAGUAAAUAGAUAUGUUUUGUUCUUUUUUUAAAAUCAUGUGGAGCAGAGCAAUUGAUAUGCCUGUAAAAUAUGCUUGACUUUUUUGUUUGUUGCUUGGCUUUUUUGUUUGUUACCCUUAUUUUAAUCUGUAAACCAACUUGGCAGAAAGUUUAUGUAUAAAUGCAAUAAAUAAGAGGAGGGGUCCUUUUCAUAGAUUAAUAAUAUAAAAUAGUUGUUAAUGGGGAAAGGGCACAUCUUGGCUGAGAAGUGAACUAAAAAAAAGGAUCUGUAUGAAGUGAGUAGUGUUAUUUGACAUUCCAUAAAUGAUCUUAACUGAGCAGUGUGGUGGCCAACUGGACCCAAGAUACUAACAUUAUUCAGGAGGGUUGAAAAUCCAAGCGAGUCAUGAAUAGCUGCAUAUUGAUCUUUCCAGACUGGAUGACUAGGCACCAAAAUGGCAAAUAUGGUUUGAAGAAUGUUGUGUGCUUUCAAGUCAUUACUAACUUAAGACAAGGCAACCCUAUCACAGGGUUUUCUUGGCAAAAUUUGUUCAGAGGGGGUUUACCCUUGCCUUCCUCUGAGGCUGAGAGAGUAUGGUUUGCCCAAGAUGACCAGUGUGUUUCCAUGGAUGAGCAGAGAUUCAAACUUGGUCUCCCAGAGUCCUAAUGUAACAUUCAAAUCACUACACACUGACUCUUAAAGGUUAAAGAAUAAGAAAGGGAAAACUGAAGUAUAAUGGCAUCAAACCACCUCUCCCUGACUAUAACUGCUGGUCUCUCAACAUGUACUGCCUAGCCAGGAAAAAGAUCCUGUGGUGACACAGGGAAGGUGGAGGUAUAACCAAGACUCCACCCAGCACUUUGCCUCUGAUGUCAUUGACAACACAGUCCAUGGCCAUACUCAGCAUCUGACUGCCAUCCAAAACCAAUGUACAAGUUGAGCAUCCCUUUUCCAGAAUUCCAAAAACCAAAAUCUUUUAAUGGGAGGCUGAGAUAGUAACGCAUUUGCUUUCUGAUGGUUCAAUGUAAACAAAUUUUGUUUCAUGCACAAAAUUAUUAAAAAUAUUGUAUAAAACUA
Sceloporus undulatus (fence lizard) is the source of this 3953-nucleotide messenger RNA. Its product is annotated as retinol dehydrogenase 16-like. The record is from RefSeq and is a predicted model, not a curated record. Bases 126 to 1064 code for a protein of 312 amino acids. The transcript has 5 exons. NCBI's taxonomy places the organism in Eukaryota, Metazoa, Chordata, Lepidosauria, Squamata, Phrynosomatidae.